AUGUCUACAUUCCGCUUAUUCGAUCUUCCAGAGGAACUUGCCAUCAUAGUUACCACUUAUAUGGGAGUGAGGGACCUAGCUAAGUUCUGUCAAACUGCAUGGAACUCCAACCGACUCGGCCAGCUUGAGCUCUACAGCAAUCUAUCGCAUGAGGAAACUCGCUACAUAUUCCAGUGGGCCUACAACAGGCAGCAACCGGAGGCAGCAUUCCCAGUGAUCCACCGGUACAGCGAUACCUUGUCUGAGCAUCCCUCACUUGCUUUUGACGCCAUGCACCUUGCAUGUCGUUUCGGCCAUGCUCCGCUAACAACUGCUCUACUAGACGCCGGCGUUCCUCCCGAACGCAUGGAAACGACCGACAGUUCCGGCCGCCGCGAUAGCUUCAGCCCGCUGGACGUGGCUGCUACGCACGGCCAUGCGGACGUCAUGGACGCUCUUCUCACUGGAGGCGUCGACCUGAAUAAGCGCCGGUUCCUCGACAACUACGCCUUACUCUGCGGUAAGCGAAACUCUGUAAGUGUACGUCGCGUACUUCUCAAUCACGGAUUCGACAUCCACCAAGUCGAUGAAGAUGGGGACAACUUCCUGCACUACGUGUGCCGCCACGGCAAGGCCCCUCUACCGGAAAUCAUCCGAAUAAUUGAGGUACUACUGCAGCUAGGCCUCGAUAUCAAUCAGCCGAACGCGGAUGGGGAUCUGCCGCUCAUGCUUGCACUCAUGUCCCAAUCUAUUGGCGCGGUUCGGUUCCUGGUGUCCAAGGGAGCUGAUGUCAACGCUGUGGAUGCAAUCGGCCUUUGGCCGCUGGAACUAGCCAUGCAGCUGCCGGGGGAUCAAGACGAGAAGAUAUAUUGUCUCCUAAAGGGCGGGGCGACUAUUGAUGAGGAUUCUGGCUUGCAGCUUCUGCGCCUUGGACUUUCUCAUGAGAUCCGAGUACACUCUCUUGCACUUCUGGUAAGGGCCUGGAAAACGCAAGUCGCCACGUUCAAAUGCAAGGACCCCAAUGUUUUAUUCUGCGCCGCUGCCGCGGUCGGCGAUGUGGAACUGCUCGGUCAAGUGCUGCAGCACAAUCCAGGCACGCUAAAUGCAGACUGCAUUGUAGCUGGCACGACCGCGCUCACUGCAGCAGCCGCAUCAGGCCACACUGAAGUGAUCAAGUUCCUAAUUCCUCAUAUAACCUCCUACAACCACCUGAACCCAGACGGCCGCACGGCUCUACACGUUGCAAUUCUCUCCGGCUCCGAGGAAGCAGUCCGUCUCCUACUCCCCCACAGCCCAAUCGGCAACGCCGACACCACCAAGCGAAGUCCUCUUCUCUCCGCAAUCGGAUACCAACCACCUACCAUCGUAGCCAUGCUUCUAGACCGUCUAGUCAAUGGAGAAACAGGAACAGUCGAAACGACGCUCCUCCUGCCGCUCGAUAAAACACACAGGGGGCCAAAGAAACUGUCCCCGCAGGACCACGUCGAAGCCGCCCUGCAGCUCGCCGUAUUGACCGAAAACGCCCCCAUAGUCCGGCUACUCCUCAGACGCACCCCGGGGCUUGUCCAAGCCCAGCGGCGCAAUCCCCGCCUCCUGCAAUCCGCCCUCCCCCACGCCGAAGACGUCGCCGUCGCCCUGAUAACCUGGGGCGUCGACGUAAGCGGCACCCACACCAACGGCCACUCGCUCCAGACGGCGUUGUGGGAUUCCGUUGGACACGGGCGUGUUGAGAUUGUUAGGGCUUUGCAGCGCAGCGGCCAGUUUAGCCAUAUGCCGGUUUACGAGGGUCGGCGGUAUCGGGAACGGGCUGAGGCGGCGGCGGCACACUUGGGCGUGAGGUUUCCGAAGGAUGUCUUGGAUUGGUUUUCGGCGCCGCGUGCUGGUCAGUCUGGUUAUGGGACUGGGCGGCGUCGCUAA
Molecule: messenger RNA, 1896 nt
Organism: Aspergillus mulundensis
Lineage: Eukaryota; Fungi; Ascomycota; Eurotiomycetes; Eurotiales; Aspergillaceae
Product: ankyrin repeat domain-containing protein
Exons: 1
Coding region: 1-1896 (631 amino acids)
Molecular function (GO): protein binding
Source: RefSeq, a predicted model, not a curated record